This is a messenger RNA of Manis pentadactyla (Chinese pangolin), 11582 nucleotides long. It is a transcript of the gene GOLGB1, whose product is annotated as golgin B1. Bases 551 to 10357 code for a protein of 3268 amino acids. The record is from RefSeq and is a predicted model, not a curated record. Gene Ontology annotation, cellular component: endoplasmic reticulum-Golgi intermediate compartment; cis-Golgi network; Golgi apparatus. Lineage: Eukaryota; Metazoa; Chordata; Mammalia; Pholidota; Manidae. The transcript has 23 exons.
ACAAGGCGUGCCUGGUUUCCCUGGUUACACUCUGCCGGUAGCCCUGAUUGGUCCAGGUCCUAAUCCCAUCUUCCGUCCCAACUGCGAGUGGUUGAGUCCUUUCGCGGGGCGCGGCGGUGGUAGGUGUCGCGUACUGGAUUCCCGAGCUGACGUGGCUUAAAUUUGGGAAGGGGGCAGCUGGAACCUCCGGCGGCAGCCUCUUCCAGUGCGUUUGUCCUCCUGGAGCGACGGAGAAACCCUCUUGGGUCAGUCCUGUCCUCUCGGCGAUGUUCCCUGAGUAGCCUGUCUAGGCCGGCCCGGGUACGCAGCAGCUGACGUCCGAGAGAACCUGCCGGGUCCUUGCGCUCAGGCCUUAAACAAACUUAAGUGUCCGGAAGGAGAGGCGGGACCCAAACAAAUCAAAAAGGUCUUGAGGGCGGAGAUCACAGAAGCAUUGGAGACAAUAACGCAAAAGAGGGCCUGUCAAAUCCUGCUAAUGAUUUGCUGGAGCGAUUCAGAGAGUAGUAUGCUCUAAGAUCUCAUCGACACUGAAAUCCCAGGAAUCAGAGAAAUGCUGAGCCGGUUGUCAGGAUUAGCAAAUGUUGUUUUGCAUGAAGUAUCAGGAGAUGACACUGAUCAGAAUAUGAGGGCUUCCUUAGACUCUGAAUUACCUCAGGAAUCUGACAUGGAAUUUAAUGAUAGAACACAAGAGGAUGUUGCAGAGCGCCUGGCUUAUGCAGAGCAGUUGGUGGUGGAGCUGAAAGAAAUCAUUAGACAGAAGGAUAUUCAACUCCAGCAGAAGGAUGAAGUUUUACAGGAAGAAAGAAAAGCUGCUGAUAACAAAAUAAAAAAACUAAAACUUCAUGCUAAGGCCAAAUUAACUUCUUUGAAUAAACACAUAGAAGAAAUGAAGGCACAAGGAGGGACUGUUCUGCCCACAGAAAUUCAGUCAGAGGAGCAACUCUCCAAGCAUGACAAGAAUUCUACAGAGGAAGAGGUGGAAGUAGAUAAGAUGAAACAUAAGCUCCAGGAGAAGGAGGAACUAAUUAGUAGUUUGCAAGCCCAGCUUACCCAGGCACAGGAAGAGCAAGCCACACAGUUUGAUAAGAGUUCAACAGAGAUGGAAGAAUUUUUAAUGAUGAAGCAACAGCUCCAAGAGAAGGAGGAUCUCAUUGGCACUCUGCAAGCCCAGCUCAGCCAGACACAGGCAGAACAAGCUGCUCAGUUGAGUUCCAUGCAGCAGGUGGUCCGAGAGAAAGAUGCCCGCUUUGAAACACAGGUUCGUCUUCAUGAAGAUGAGCUGCUUCAGUUAGUAACCCAGGCAGAUGUGGAAACAGAGAUGCAACAGAAGUUGAGGGUGCUACAGAGGAAGCUUGAAGAGCAUGAAGAAGCCUUGGUGGGCCGUGCUCAGGUCGUGGACUUGCUGCAGCAGGAGCUGACCGCUGCUGAGCAGAGAAACCAGAUUCUCUCUCAGCAGUUACAGCAGAUGGAAGCUGAACGUAAUACUUUAAGGAACACUGUGGAAACAGAAAGGCAAGAGUCUAAGAUGCUGAUGGAAAAGAUGAAACUUGAAGUGGCAGAGAGAAAAUUAUCCUUCCAUAACCUGCAGGAAGAAAUGCAUCAUCUUCUGGAACAGCUUGAGCAAGCAGGUCAAGCACAGGCUGAACUGCAGUCCCAGUACAGUGCUUUGGAGCAGAAGCACAAAGUGGAAAUGGAAGAGAAGACCUCCCACAUCGUGAGUCUUCAAAAGACUGAGCAAGAAUUACAUUCUGCCUGUGAUGCUCUCAAGGAUGAAAAUUCAAAGCUUGUCCAAGAUAAGAGUGAAGAGGCAGUUCAUUCAGCCCAGGCCAUUCAGCACCUGGAAGAUCAACUACAGCAAAAAUCCAAAGAAAUUAGCCAAUUUUUAAAUAAACCAACCUUGCAAAAACAUGAAACAGCAUCUCAGACUUCUUGCCCAGGUGUCUAUACUGAGGACACACAGGCUGUCACUGAGGAGAAUAUUGCCUUUUUGCAGAAGAGAGUGGUAGAACUAGAGAAUGAAAAGGGAGCCUUGCUCCUUAGUUCUAUACAGCUAGAGGAGCUGAAAGCUGAGAAUGAAAAACUAUCUUCUCAGAUUACCGUCCUGGAGGCUCAGAAUAGAAAUGGAGAGGCAGAUACACAAGUCAGUGAGGUCAGCAUGGUUGAUAUUACUGGACUCAACAAGAGCAGCUCUUCUUUUGCUGAGGAAAGUGGACAAGAUGUCCUAGAGAGCACAUUUUCUCAGAAGCAUAAAGAACUAUCAGUUUUAUUGUUGGAAAUGAAAGAAGCUCAAGAGGAGAUUGCAUUUCUUAAGCUGCAGCUUCAGGGCAAAAGGGCAGAGGGGGACCCUAAGCCCCUUGACCAGAAUCAACUGGAACAGAUAGAGAAUGAAGGACUAUCUACAGUUGGAAUGGAAACAUUGCUUGAAGAUACAAGGCAACAACUUCCUGAAAUACUAGAUGAAGAGAGCAGUCUUCCAACAAUUGAAAAAGAAGAGCAGAUGAGCACUAAACAUCAAAACAGAGAAUCUGAGGAAAUAUCUUUAAGAAGUGACACUGGAAUGGAAUUGAAAUCAGAGCAGGAUGAUGUUGAUAAACCCCCUUCAGCUGUACCAGAUAUUUGUCAGUGUCACCAAGAUGAAUUAGAAAGGCUCAAAAGGCAAAUUUUGGAGCUUGAGGUAAGCUUUCAUAAAGCAGAAGAAGUCUAUGAGAAAAAUUUAGAUGAGAAAGCUAAGGAAAUAAGCAACCUAACCCAGGCGAUUGAGGAGUUUAAGAAAAAUGCUGAAAACACCACCAGUGCAUUCACUGCUUUGUCCGAAGAAAGAGACCAGCUUCUUUCUCAGGUGAAGGAGCUGAGUGUGGUAACAGAACUGAGGGCUCAGGUACAGCAACUGGAAGUGAACCUUGCAGAAACAGAAAGGCAAAGAAGCCUUGACUAUGAAACUCAAACAACUCAUCACAACUUGCUUACUGAACAGAUCCACAGUCUCAGCAUAGAAGCCAAAUCUAAGGAUGUGAAAAUUGAAGUUUUACAGAAGGAACUGGAUGAUGUGCAGCUCCAGUUUUCAGAGCAGAAUACUCUGAUGAAAAGCCUGCAGAGCCAGCUGCAGAAGAAGGAAAGUGAAGGGCUUGAGUGGGCAGAACGUGUGAGGGAUCUGUCGAAUAAGAUGGAAGAACUUUCCCAGGCGCUCUCACAGAAGGAGCUUGAAAUAGCAAAGAAGGAUCAACUCUUACUGGAGAAAAAGAGAGAUGUGGAAACCCUCCAGCAAACCAUCGAGGAGAAGGAUCAACAAGUGACAGAAAUCAGCUUUAGUAUGACUGAGAAAAUGGUUCAGCUUAAUGAGGAAAAGUUUUCUCUUGGGAUUGAAAUUAAGACUCUUAAAGAACAGCUAAAUUUAUUAUCCAGAGCUGAAGAGGCAAAAAAAGAGCAGGUGGAAGAAGCUAAGGAAAUUGUUUCUGGCCUAAAACAGCAUUUUGACGACUUAAGCCCAGCAGGGCCAGUAAGUAAAGAACUGCAGCGUGAGUUAGACCUUGUAAAGAAAGAAAGUGAACAGAGAAAGAGAAAGCUCCAGGCGGCUCUUAUUAACAGAAAGGAACUUCUACAGAAAGUCAGGAGAUUAGAAGAGGAAUUGGCCAAAGUAAAAGAUGAGUCUAGGCAAGAGACCCUGCUCAGCGAGAGUGAGAACAAGGAAAUGGAGGAAGACAAGGAAAGUAAAGAAGACCCAGAAAAAUGUAUGACUCCUAAGUGCCAAGAAAUAGAAAUGUCUUUAAGACAGACAAUAUCUGAGAAAGAAGUAGAACUAGAUCAUGUAAGGAAGGAUUUGGAAGAAAAAGUUGCAGCUGAAGAACAGUUACAGGCUGUAGUUAAACAGAUGAAGCAGAACUUGCAAGAGAAGAUAAACCAAAUAGAUUUGCUGCAAGCAGAAAUCAUGGAAAACCAAGCCCUUAUCCAAAAGUUAAGCACAAGCAAUAAGGAUGCGGGUGAUGGAGACUCAGUAGCACCUGUAAAAGAAGCAGUGGCGAUCAGUCUACCUGGUGCAGGUGGUGGAGAACACUGGAAACCAGAGCUGGAAGAAAAGAUAUUGGACCUCGAAAAAGAAAAGGUGCAACUUCAAAAGAAGCUACAGGAAGUGUUAACCUCUCGCAAGAUGAUUCUACAAAAGACACAGGAAAAAGAAAGAUCUCUUAGGGAGGAGUUAAAGAGACAGAAAGAUGACUGUAAUCGCCUGCAAGAACAGUUUGAUGAGCAAAGCAAAGAAAAUGAGAACAUUGGAGAACAGCUAAGACAACUCCAGGUUCAAAUAAGGGAGUCUCAAGACAGAAAACUCCCAGGCAUUGACCAGAAGGAACCAGGCUUUCCCACUCAAGGUUUAGAAGAACCUUUAUUCAAAGCCACAGAGCAGAAACCUGCUCAACCUGUUCCAGAGUCUGUCUUGUGCCCAGACUGGCCUUCUCAUCCUGGAGAUGCAAGUGCUCUGCAGGGUGAUACUUCUGUGGUCCAGAUGAAGACCCAGCUGAAAGAAAUAGAGGCUGAGAAAGAGGAGUUAGAAUUGAAGGUCAGUUCUACAACAAGUGAACUUACUAAAAAAUCAGAAGAGGUAUUGCAGUUACAAGAGCAGAUAAAUAAACAGGGUUUAGAAAUCCAAAGUCUGAAGAUAGCGUCCCAUGAAGCUGAAGCUCAUGCAGAAAGCCUGAGGCAGAAAUUGGAAAGCAGCCAGCUAGAAAUCGCUGAAUUAGGACAUUUAAGGGAAUUACAGCCUGAGCUAGAUAAACUGCAGAGACUCCUCAGCCAAAAGGAAGAAAAAGCUAGACACCUUUCUGGACAGCUUAGUGAGAAAGAAGAGGCCUUUACUAAAGUACAGACAGAGAUAAUAGAACAAGAGGAUUUAAUUAAGGCUCUUCAUACACAGCUGGAAAUGCAAGCCAAAGAAUAUGACGAGAAGAUAAAGCAGUUGCAAGUGGAACUUUGUGAAAUGAAACAAAAACCAGAAGAGAUUGGAGAAGAAAGCAAAGCAAAGCAACAAAUACAGAGGAAACUGCAAGCUGCCCUUAUUUCCCGAAAAGAAGCCCUGAAAGAAAACAAAGGUCUCCAAGAGGAGUUGUCUUUGGCCAGAGAUACCAUUGACCAUCUCACUAAGUCUCUGGCAAAUGGGGAAAGACAACUUUCUGCUCAAAAUAAAGAAAAAGAACUAUUCUUAGGAAAGUUAGCUCUUCUUCAGGAAGAAAGAGACAAACUCAUUACAGAAAUGGACAAAUCUUUAAUGGAAAAUCAAAGCCUCAAUGGCUCUUGUGAAAGUCUGAAAUUAGCUCUGGAGGGUCUUACUGAAGACAAGGAAAACUUAAAGAAGGAAAUUGAUUCUUUGAAAUGCUCUAAGAUUGCAGAAAGUACCGAGUGGCAAGAGAAACACAAAGAGUUACAAAAAGAGUACGAAAUUCUUCUGCAGUCCUAUGAGAAUGUUAGUAAUGAGGCAGAAAGGAUUCAGCAUGUGUUGGAAACUGUGAGGCAAGAGAAGCAAGAACUAUAUGGCAAGUUAAGAAGCACAGAAGCAAACAAGAAAGAGGCAGAAAAGCAGUUGCAGGAAGCUGAACGGGAAAUGGAGGAAAUGAAAGAAAAGAUGAGAAAGUUUGCUAAAUCUAAACAGCAGAAAAUCCUGGAGUUGGAAGAAGAGAAUGAUCGGCUUAGAGCAGAGGUACACCCUGCAGGAGGAACAUCUAAAGAUGGUAUGGAAGCCCUUCUUUCUUCCAAUUCCACCAUGAAGGAGGAACUAGAAAGGGUCAAAUCAGAGUAUGGAAUCCUUUCUAAAGAGUUUGAGGCUUUAAUAACUGAGAAGGACUCUCUCAGUAAAGACGUUCAAGAUUUAAAGCAUCAGAUAGAAGGUAAUGUUUCCAAACAAGUUAGCCUAGAAACCUCUGAGAAACAUGACAGCCAAAUGGGUAUGACUGAAGAGACAACACAGGCUGUCCCAGGUGAGGCUAAGGAGCAAGACUCUCUGAGUAUGGGCACAAGGCCUGAAUAUUCAGAAUCCAUUCUAUCAGAGAACAGUGCCAAGCCUGAUAUAAGUGAGAAUGUCAGCUCAUGUGCUGAAAUUAAUAACUACCUACAGCAGAUUGAUCAGCUCAAAGAAAAAAUUGAUGAAUUAGAGGAGGAGAAGCAGAAAGAAAAGGAAUUUGGUCAGACUUUAGAAAAUGAGAGAAAUGCAUUAUUGAGUCAAAUAUCAGUAAAGGAUGGUGAACUAAAAAUGCUUCAGGAAGAAGUAACCAAAAUAAACCUGUUAAAUCAGCAAAUCCAAGAAGAACUUGCCAGAGUUACUAAGCUAAAGGAAACAGCAGAGGAAGAGAAAGAUGAUCUGGAAGAAAGGCUUAUGAAUCAGUUAGCAGAACUCAAUGGAAGCAUUGGGAAUUAUUAUCAGGAUGUUACAGAUGCCCAAAUAAAAAAUGAGUUACUCGAAUCUGAAAUGCAGAACCUUAAAAAGUGUGUGAGUGAAUUGGAAGAAGAAAAGCAGCAGCUCGUUAAGGAGAAAACCAAGGUGGAAUCAGAAAUACGAAAAGAAUAUUUGGAGAAAAUUCAAGGUGCUCAGAAGGGACCUGUCAAUAAAAGCCACGCUAAGGAACUUCAGGAGCUGCUAAAAGAAAAACAACAAGAAGUCAAGCAGCUUCAGAAGGACUGCAUCAGGUACCAAGAAAAAAUCAGUGCUCUGGAGAGAACUGUUAAGGCCCUAGAAUUUGUUCAAACUGAGUCUCAAAAAGAUUUGGAAAUAUCCAAAGAAAACCUGGCUCGAGCCAAUGAACACCGAAAGAAGGCAGAAACAGAAUUAGCUAGCUUCAAAGUACUGCUAGAUGACACUCAGAGUGAAGCAGCAAGGGUCCUAACAGACAAUCUCAAGCUGAAAAAAGAACUUCAGUCAAGUAAAGAAUCAGUUAAAAGCCAAAUGAAGCAAAAGGAUGAAGAUCUUGAGCGAAGAUUGGAGCAGGUAGAAGAGAAACACCUGAAAGAGAGGAAGAAUAUGCAAGAGAAACUGGAUGCUUUGAGUAGAGAAAAGGUCCACUUGGAAGAGACAUUUGGAGAGAUUCAGGUUACUCUGAACAAGAAAGACAAAGAAGUCAAGCAACUUCAGGAAAACUUAGAUACUACUGUGGCCCAGCUUGCAGCUUUCACUAAGAGCAUGUCUUCCCUCCAGGAUGAUCGAGACAGGGUGAUAGAUGAAGCCAAGAAAUGGGAGAGAAAGUUCAGUGAUGCUAUUCAAACCAAAGAAGAAGAAGUUAGACUCAAAGAGGAGAAUUGCAGUGUUCUAAAGGAUCAACUUAGGCAGAUGUCCAUCCAUAUGGAGGAAUUGAAGAUCAACAUUUCCAGGCUUGAACAUGACAAGCAGAUUUGGGAGUCCAAGGCCCAGACAGAGGUCCAGCUUCAACAGAAGGUCUAUGAUACUUUACAAGGAGAAAACAAAGAACUUUUGUCCCAGCUAGAAGAGACUCAACAUCUAUACCAGAAUUCUCAGAGUGAAUUAGCUAAGUUGGAGUCAGAACUUCAGAUUCUCAGACACCAGUCAACUGAUUUAAAUAACUCUUUAGAUAGAUGUAAGGAAAAUAAAGAAAAUUUGGAAGGGAUCAUAAAGCAGCAAGAGGCUGAAAUCCAAAAUUGUAAGUUCAGUUAUGAACAGCUAGAGACUGACCUUCAGGCCUCCAGACAACUGACGAGUAAGCUGCAUAAAGAAAUAAACUUGAAAGAGCAGAAGAUUAUAAGCCUUCUUUCUGCCAAGGAACAGGCAAUCCAAGUAGCUGUGACUGAACUGCAUCAGCAACAUGAUAAAGAAAUUAAAGAACUGGAAAACCUGCUGUCCCAGGAGGAAGAGGAAAAUAUUGUCUUAGAAGAGGAGAACAAAAAAGCUGUUGACAAAACCAAUCAGCUUGUGGAAACGCUGAAAGCCAUCGAAAAGGAAAACAUGCAGCAGAAGGCUCAGUUGAAUUCCUUCGUUAAAUCCAUGUCUUCUCUCCAGGAUGACCGAGACCGCGUACUAGGUGACUACCAACAGCUGGAAGAGCGACAUCUCUCCGUAAUCUUAGAAAAAGACCAACUCAUCCAAGAUGCUGCUGCUGAGAAUAAUAAGCUUAAAGAAGAAAUGCGAUGCUUGAGAAGUCAUAUGGAUGAUCUCAAUUCCGAGAAUGCCAAGCUAGAUGCAGAACUGAUCCAGUAUAGGGAAGACCUGAACCAAGUGAUAUCAAGAAAGGACUGUCAGCAAAAAGAACUCCUUGAAGCCCAAUUUCAGCAGAAUAGGGAGCUGAAAAGUGAAUGUGCUAAAUUAGAAGAAAAGCUGAAGGAGUUUGAGGAAGCAAAGGAGGAUCUGCAGAGGUCUUCCAUUGUCCUAGAGGAAGAGAAACAAGGUUUAUCUAAAGAGAUUGAGAGCUUGAAAGGAUCUAUAUCCCAACUAAAGCAACAAUUGACAGCCUUGCAAGAAGAAGGCACUUUAGGAAUAUUUCAGGCCCAAUUAAAAGUAAAAGAAGAAGAGGUACAGAAGUUAAGUAUGAACCUUUCGUCCUCCCAAAAGAGAACUGCAGAACUGGAAGAGGAAGUAGUUUGUGUUCAGAAGGAAGCUGCCAAGAAGGUAGGUGAAAUUGAAGAUAAACUGAAGAAAGAGUUAAAGCAUCUUCAUCAUGAUGCAGGGAUAAUGCGAAAUGAAACAGAAACAGCAGAAGAGAGGGUGGCAGAACUAGCAAGAGAUCUGGUGGAAAUGGAACAGAAGUUACUCAUGGUCACCAAAGAAAAUAAAGAUCUCAUGGCACAAAUCCAGUCUUUUGGAAGGUCUAUGAGUUCCCUGCAAAGCAGUAGAGAUCAUGCCAAUGAGGAGCUUGAUGAAUUGAAAAAGAAAUAUGAUGCCAGUCUGAAGGAGUUGGCACAGCUGAGAGAGGAACAGGGCCUUGUAAGCAGAGAGAGAGAGACUCUUGUUUCUAAAGCUGCCUUUCCAGGGAACUCUAGUGAGGAUCACAGCUUGCCUCACCUUGAGAAAAUUAAUCAACAGCUUCUAUCCAAAGAUGAGCAACUGCUUCACUUGUCCUCACAGCUAGAAGAUUCUUACAACCAAGUGCAUUCCUUUUCCAAGGCUAUGGCCAGUCUACAAAAUGAGAGAGAGCACCUGUUGAGUGAACUGGACAAGUACCGCAAGACAGAGGAAGGGAAGCAGAGGUCUGCAGCCCCGCCUGCAACCAGCCUAGCUGAAGUACAGAGUUUAAAAAAGGCUAUGUCAUCACUCCAAAAUGACAGAGACAGACUACUUAAGGAAUUGAAGAAUCUGCAGCAGCAAUACUUACAGGUGAACCAAGAAAUCACUGAGUUACGUCCACUGAGGGCUCAACUUCAGGAGUAUCAAGAUAAGACAAAAACAUUUCAGAUUAUGCAAGAAGAGCUCAGGCAGGAAAACGUCUCCUGGCAGCAUGAGCUGCAUCAGCUCAGGAUAGAGAAGAGUUCCUGGGAAAUCCAUGAGAGGAGAAUGAAGGAGCAGUACCUUAUAGCUAUCUCAGAUAAGGAUCAGCAGCUGCGUCACCUGCAGAAUCUUAUGAGGGAAUUGAGGUCUUCUUCCCAGACCGAUACACUCAAAGUGCAAUACCAAAAACAGGCUUCUCCAGAGUCAGCAGCUUCUCUAGAUGGAUCACAAAACCUAGUUUAUGAGACAAAACUUAGGACUCAGCUCAAUGACAGCUUAAAGGAAAUUCACCAGAAGGAAUUAAGAAUUCAGCAACUGAACAGCAAGUUCUCCCAGCUUUUAGAAGAGAAAAAUACCCUUUCAGUUCAGCUCUCUGAUACCAGUCAGAGUCUUCGUGAGAACCAGCAACACUACAGUGACCUUUUUAAUCACUGUGCAGUCUUGGAGAAGCAGGUUCAAGAGCUGCAAGCGGGGCCAGCAAACAUAGAUGUUGCUCCAGGAGCUCCCCAGGAAAAGAGUGGAAUGCUCAGGAAGAGUGAUCCUGGAGAACUGAGGGAGCCACAGCUAAGCUUUUCUGAAGCCCAGCAGCAGCUGUGCAACACUAAACAGGAGGUGAAUGAAUUGAGGAAGCGACUGGAGGAAGAGCGAGACCAAAGAGUGGCUGCUGAGACUGCCCUCUCCGUGGCCGAGGAGCAGAUCAGGCGGUUGGAGCACAGUGAAUGGGACUCCUCCCGGUCUCCUCUCAUUGGCUCCUGUGGCACCCAGGAGCAGGCACUGUUAAUAGAUCUCACGAGCAGCAGCUGUCGAAGGACCCGGAGCAUUGCUGGCUGGAAGCGGGUCGCGCGCUCGCUCUGUCAUUCGCGGACCCGCGUGCCCCUGCUCGCACUUGUCUACUUCCUCAUAGUUCAUGUCCUCCUCUUUCUGUGUUUCACAGGCCAUCUGUAAACUUAGUUCUCACCUUUGGACCACUUCCCUCAGAACUAGGAAUCACCCUCACCUCUAACAUGAAAACCAUCAAUUCCAGUGGGACAGCCUACCCCCUGACAGGUCCUCUCUCCAACUCCACAGAAAGUGCCUGCAAAAACAGAGGUGGGCAUGAGCACAGGGUAGAGCUGCAGGGACCAGCAUGUCUUUUUCCUUCUGCUGUGCAGGGCCUGAACACUUCUGCAUCAUCUGAGUAGGCACCAUGGCUCGUGGUUGAGUCCAGUAUUUAUUCAGGUUUGGCAGGGCCCUGAUCUUCUGUGGGCUGUAAAUGGUUCCAAUAAGCUGAAUAAUCUGAAGUCCAGUAUCAUUUUGAUUGAUAGUUUCUUUGCCUUGUUUAUUUUUUCUUGCAUCAGAAGGAAGGUGGAUCUGCCGGAAACAAAGUCCUGGGGAACAGUCUCUCACAGGAUAGCUGAUCAGGUCUCUCACAGAAUAGGGUGGGAGCUGAAGAACUCCCAAGGGGUUUUAGCUUUGGGUCACAGGAGGACAGCAUCUCCUUCCUUGGCUGCUCAGACGUAAUUGGAGUGAGGUUUGUGGGCCUGGACUGUGAGGAUAGGUUGCCAUUGCUGUGCCCUCGAUCACGUGUACACUAAGGCUUUGAGUGGCCCAUGCCUGUCCGUUCACUUGAAAGAAAGAACUGACUAUGGAUAGCGGAUUCAGAUUCUUGUCAUUCCUGCAUUAUCUGGAUAUACCUUGAAUGUGGACCCUACGACAGACAGUACACCAGGAGCCAGUGCUAGGGGAGGCCCUGACUCCCAGCUGGGGAGAUGUGACUGGUCUAACGCUCACUCCUAGCUUCUUGAUGCAUCGAGCUACUUAGCUAUUGAUGACAGUCGCUCCAGUUUCUCAGCCCCAUAAUCAUCUGCCUUCUGUGGUAACAGAGCUGAGAAAAAUGGAAGAAGACUAUAGAGAAGGCAGAAUAUCUAAAUUUAAGCCUGAGAAAAAUAGCCAGAGUUGACCUCUGUCUGUGCCUGCUCCCCACCCCCCUCCUGACCCGCACUCUUUGGUUAUGUUCUCAGUGUGCACAUGAUGCAGUUCCUGCGCUCUCACCACCCUCAGAGGAGAGAAAACAGGUGGACUGACUGAACUGCUCUAAUCCUUUGUUCUGUGGUGACCAAAUCUUGGUCACAGCAAUCCAGGAACUUCCCUGAACAACUGUAAAUUAAUAAAAUUAUUUUCAGAAUGAAAA